AAGUAAGCAGCUAAGUCGUGGAGGCGUAUUAAUGGAAUCAGUAAUCGUCGUAAAGUGCGUGUAUUGGGAUGCCCUCGGUGGAUAUCGUGUAAAACAAUGCAGUAAGAAUGCGCGCGGUUAAGUGGAAGACAGGUGUAUGAGGUGAGCAUUCCGAACAAUUCCGAAGUAGGAAAACCAGACCCAGAAGCAGCAAGGUUGUCGUCCGCCACGAAGUUGGGCCCGAAGUCACGCCAAGUCCGGUUUAGGGGAUGAGAACAGGGACUAGAGUGCCGUAGUGGUGUGGUGAAGAAAUCAAUCGGGGACGUAGAAUAAAGCGAUAUCGGUGUCGGUGUAUCUUGGUGCAGGGACGGCAGGGAAGGGGGCGCGCACUCGCCGUGUGAACCUAUUGGUUGAUGUCUGAAACUUUGUUGACUGGCUGGUAGUCGAGUGUCGGAGUCGAUGAAUCGUUGGUUGUCCUGGUAGUGUCCGCGUCCGCGUCGGUGUCGGUGUAAGUUGGUGUGGUUGUGGCAGUGAGUCCUCGCCGAAGAUGGCAUUGAACCAGGACGAGGGCAAGCAGGUCCUGCGCGUGGACCAGGACUCGGAGACGGACCUGCAGGCCCUCUUCGACAGCGUGCUGAAGCCGGACUCGAAGCGGCCCCUGCAGGUGCCCUGGAGCAUGCGGAAGCUGCCGGACUCGUUCUUCAACCCGCCGUCCACGGGCUCCAAGUCCAUCAACCACUCGCGCGAGAACUCAGUCGACUCCGCCUUCAGCUCGGCGGCCAGCGCCAGCGGCAGCUCCACCGCCGCCGCCGCCGCCCCCGCGCCGCUCCCCAGUGCCCACCACCGGGCCCACAGCUCGCCCGCCUCCCUCCAGCAGACCUACGCCGUGGGGCAGGCGCAGGCCACGCACCACCACAUCAAGCAGCGCUCCUACGACGUCGCCUCCAAGGUCGAAGACAACACCCCGCUGCCCACUGGCUGGGAGCAGGCGCGCACCCCCGAAGGACAGCUCUACUAUCUUAACCACAUAACUCGGACCACAACUUGGGAAGACCCGCGAAAGUCGCUGGCUGCGCAAGCGGCAGCCCAACAACACCAAAGUGCCGAACAGCUUUUAAGUUCUCAUCAGGUGUCGCAGGCCCAAGCCCCCAAUUCCACGCCCCCUGCCAAAGUGAGUACAGACGUAGAUUUAGGCCCUUUGCCUGAAGGUUGGGAGCAGGCACAAACUCCUGAGGGAGAAAUUUAUUUCAUAAAUCAUCAAACACGUACUACUUCGUGGUUUGACCCUCGAAUUCCCACACAUUUGCAACAGAGAUCUCCCGGCACGGCUUCGGUUAGUGGGCAGUCGUGGCCAAGUGGCUCUUUGUCGCAAUCCUCGCCGGCUAAACAGCAACAGUUUCGACUACAACUGUUGCAAUUCGAACGUGACAGACUGAAAUUGCGACAGCAAGAAAUUCGAAUGCAACAGGAACUUAUGAUGCGGGGGAGUUCCAACGACUUAGCGCUAGACCCCUUUCUGAACGACCACUCCAGGCAGGAGUCCGCCGACAGCGGCUUAGGUUUGGGGACGACGUAUUCGAUGCCUCACACGCCGGAGGAUUUUUUUGAUUGUACGGAGGAUUUAGUGCCUUCGCUCCAACUGGGCGAAGAGUUCCCGACUGAUUUGGGCGAGGAGUUCCCGACUGUCAUUUUAGACGAUGAUGUACAAUCGUUAAUAAAUCCGCCGACUACGAAGCCCGACAAUGUGCUCAUUUGGUUGUAAUAAAGUGCCUACUUAAGUAGCUCAGCUUCUACGAAUGUUUUAUAUUGAUAGAAAUUUAAGACAAAGUUUGGCAGUUGGAUGGUAAAGACUGUCGUCUGUAUCGUUAUUUUGCAAUAUGUACCAUUUGAAUACGCUUUAAAUGGCAAUAAUAAUCAAAACAUAUUUUUAAUGUUAUUAUAAUUUUACAUUUAUCGCAUUUGUAAUUCUCAAAUCAGUUACUGUUGGGUAUGUUUUUCAUACAUAUGUAUUUUAUAGUUUGUAAUUUUUAAGUUAGAGUUGUAGUUUAUGGUGCAGAUGAUAUUUUGUCAGUUUUGGUAAGAUAUCGAUCAAAUUAUUGAGUACUGAACGCAAAAUUCAAUAUUUAUUUAUUGUUGUAUUAGAGUUAAUUAUUUAACAAUUUUUAUUUAUGUCAUGUAUAACUUUUAACCUCUGUUCCAAAUCUAACGUUGUGAUAAUGUUUUCGCAAAAUUUUAUUAAUUGGUAGGAAUACUUAACUGUAUCCCUAUUUAAUUUUACUUGUUACUGUAUGUGCAAUGCACCCCUGCUCCUCCCAGGACCAGACUUGUUGCAUCGCGAAGGAUUCAACUCGUAUAAAUAUGCUCACACUGAACUAAUCCCUCCAUUUUGUGCCUUUAAUUGGUAACGUAUAUGUAUAUAUUUUAUUGACAACGGUUACUUGUAGUCUUAGUUUUACAAUUUCUAAAAUAUAUUUUACACUAACAUAUUGUAACAGUGCCUUUCACAUUUACUCUAGUGUUUAAGUGCUUAUUGUAUCACCACCAAUUGGUACAGCUGUGAUUAAGAAUCAGAAAUUUUGGACCGUUUACAGGUGUUAUUAGCUGCAAAAUUCACUUCACGAAGCAAUACUCAACGCAAUCAGUCUUGUGGCUACUAACACUGAUUUUUCAUUUGUGGGCCAACCAAGCGAAAUGUUAGCCGAUGAGGGAGCGAAUCUUAAUUUCAAUCAAGCUUUCAGUAAGGAGAAAGGAGAUGCCGCUUGAUUGGCCUACUGUUUUAUUGUGAAAUUAUUGUAUUAGUUUAUAAUUGUAAAUAUAUAUUGGAAAUAUUA
Messenger RNA from Tribolium castaneum (red flour beetle), 2810 nucleotides. It is a transcript of the gene yki, whose product is annotated as yorkie. The transcript is spliced from 5 exons. Bases 527 to 1741 code for a protein of 404 amino acids. The record is from RefSeq and is a predicted model, not a curated record. Gene Ontology annotation, biological process: hippo signaling; positive regulation of transcription by RNA polymerase II. Lineage: Eukaryota; Metazoa; Arthropoda; Insecta; Coleoptera; Tenebrionidae. Gene Ontology annotation, molecular function: protein binding; transcription coactivator activity. Gene Ontology annotation, cellular component: cytoplasm; nucleus.